AUGUCAGUGCCAACUCGGCCAGCCCGAGCACCAGACCGCUGCUUUGGCAGUCGGUGUUCCCCAGGCCAAGUUGUCAGACAUCAAAAGCGCAAUAGCACUGCUCUAGCAACACGACACAUGUAUGUCUCAAACAUUUUAUCAGAUGCCAGUACUCGAACAAUCUUACGUUUCUCUGGCCAGUGA
Messenger RNA from Colletotrichum orchidophilum, 183 nucleotides. RefSeq lists its product as uncharacterized. The record is from RefSeq and is a predicted model, not a curated record. The coding region runs from base 1 to 183 and encodes 60 amino acids. The transcript has a single exon. NCBI's taxonomy places the organism in Eukaryota, Fungi, Ascomycota, Sordariomycetes, Glomerellales, Glomerellaceae.